GCCUUGUACGCAGAGAGCCAUUCAGCCAAACAUAUCGUUGGGCAGUCCAAGCUGGUUGUCAAAAGUUCAAUGAAAAAGCAUCAAGAUUCAGGUUAAGAGUUACCAUGUGAGUCGGCCAGAAUGUCUGGUGGUCCACCAGGUGGCUAUCCAAUGCAGGGGAUGCCAAUGCCUCCAGGAUACCCUGGAAUUGGCUAUCCAGGUAUGCCUCCUCCUCCUCCUGGCAUGCUCCCACCUGGCUACCCAAUGCCACCAGGAUAUCCAGGGCAUCCCUUUUUGCCCGCUGGAAAGGACAAGAAAGAAAAGAAGAAGGACAAAGACAAGUACUCUACCCCCAGAGACGAGACAACACACCAGAAAAUUGGAAAAAGACGGAAACAGAGUCGGAGUCACAUGGGAAGCUGGGGAACCACACGAAAGUCUCAGAGUCCGAGGAAACGGCGCAGACGAGAGAAGAGCGGCUCUUCGAGCGACCGAAGCAGCAGUAGCGGAAAAAAGAAAAAGAAAAGAAAGGACAAAAAAACUAACGAAAAAAGUCGCAAAAGGAGCUUAUCUGGAAAUCUGGAUGAUUCAGAGACUGCAGCACGCGCUCAAGCUGCACUUAGAGCCGCAGCAGCUGCCGCUGCUGUUGCGGGAGCAAAGAGGAGAAGUGCGUCUCCUUUAGCAGAAGAGACAGGUCGAAAGGAGCAAGAAGCUCCUCCACAGCAGGAGGACAUGGAAGAUCAGGAUUUGGCCAAUCGGGCUCGUGGCUUCAUGAGGCCUGAAAAGAUAGAAAUCCUGCAGCUCCCAAAAUCUGUCAUCGGCAGAGUCAUCGGCAAGGCAGGUGCCACCAUCAAGGACAUUCGUGAGCGCACAGGUGCUCGAAUAGAUGCCCGAGAUCAAACAGAGGAUCCUGUGCAGGUCCUUUUGAGCGGAACACUUGAAGCUUGUGAACAUGCCAAGGCAUUGAUCUUGGAAGUUGCAGACGGUGCCAUGCUGACAGGAGACGCUCGAGAGAUUGGACGAGAAGCUGCUGCAGCUGCCGCCGCUGCAGCUGCCGCUGCAGUCUCCGCCAGGGCAUCUGGAGGAACAGAUUCAAACACGCCUGCCGUUGAAGAACACAUUGAACUUCCAAGACAUGCAACUGGAAAGGUCAUUGGAACCAAGGGACAGCAGAUUGCUGAGAUUCGACAGAAGAGUGGGGCGCAGGUUGACGUAGACAAGUCUCCAACGGGCUGUCGAGUGCGCUUUGUGGGUACCCAAACCCAGGUUGACAUGGCAAAAGCGAUGAUCCAAGCCAUCAUGUCACCACCACCAGACACAGGAAAUGGUGAUUACCUCGAAAUCCCUCGGAGUGCGGUCGGACGUAUCAUUGGUGCUGGGGGUGCCCGGAUUCAGGAGCUCCAAGAACGCAGUGGCGCCAAGAUUGACAUUGACCGCCAGCCAGAUCGCUGUCUGGUACGCUUUGGAGGAUUUGCAGAGAGUGUCCAGCUGGCCAAGACGCUUGUGACAGAAGUGCUGGAAGGCAGGGAUCGCACUCAGCUGGCUGAAGCCGCUGCUACCAUGGAGAUCCCUCCCAGCGCCACUGGCCGCCUCAUUGGACCUGGUGGUCGCCAAAUCAAUGAGAUCCAGGAGAAGAGUGGUGCCAAGAUUGAUUUGGACAAGGGGCGUGACCCUUGUAUUGUACGGAUGACUGGGACAUCUGAUGCUGUCGCGGUGGCACAAGUCAUGAUCAAGGAGGUCCUGGGCUCCGGUUCUCUUCAGAGUCUCAUUACCACAGGGCAUGGCCAGCAGGACGCAGUUCUUUCUGCCUCAGUGGCACGUGCAGCUGCAGCUGCGCAAGCUGCCCGUGCCCAGGUUGCCUUGUCAGGACGCGCGACGGCUGGGGGCUGUGCACCGCGAGCAAUUGGUGGUGUAAGCGAUGAGGAGAGCAUAGUCUUCGACAUUCCCUUGCAUUUGGCAGAGAAGGUCCUUGGAGAUGGCUCUUGGCAGAAAUCCGUGGAGUCAAAGACGGGUGCUCGAGUGAUUGUCAGACGAGACGCACUCAAAUGCCAGCUGGAACUUUGUGGACAGCCUGAGCAGGUUGUUGAAGCAGAGUCGUUUUGCGAAGAGACUGUAAGGGUCAUUGCAGCCGGCAUGCCACCGCCACAGGAAAAGCCUUUGGCAGAAAGAAUACCCCUGGCCCUGCCGCCACCACCGCUCGCUGCUUCUUCUCCGUGUCCAAGCCUCAUGGCAGCAUCAAUCUUGCCAAGGCCGCCUUCGCAAGGUACUCCUCAGGGCGCGCCACUAACUCCUUGGGCAAAAGCAGGUUGGGACACUGCCAGGCCCAGUCAGCUUGGCACUGGUCGGUGCGUAUUUGUGCUGCACCCUGGUAGUGUAUAUCGGCGCUUGCCUGAGCGUUGUUCGCUCCCAUGACCCAGGC
Molecule: messenger RNA, 2398 nt
Organism: Durusdinium trenchii
Lineage: Eukaryota; Dinophyceae; Suessiales; Symbiodiniaceae
Source: the annotation of a GenBank genome assembly